This is a messenger RNA of Parus major (Great Tit), 3763 nucleotides long. RefSeq names its product RIB43A domain with coiled-coils 2 (gene RIBC2). Lineage: Eukaryota; Metazoa; Chordata; Aves; Passeriformes; Paridae. Bases 144 to 1523 code for a protein of 459 amino acids. The record is from RefSeq and is a predicted model, not a curated record. The transcript is spliced from 8 exons.
UCCCCACGGGGAGCCGGGGGCAGGAGCUCCAGAGCUCCACACCUCAACCCCCUCAAAGAGUUGACGAGAAUACUUCACCAGUGGGUCUACUAGCAAAAAAAAAACCCAACCAAAACCCCCCUUCCACAAUUUUAUCGCCUCAAAUGCACGGGCGGCCCCGCCCCACCUCGCCCUCACAGCCUGCGCGCCUCGUGCAGCGGCCCCGCCCCGCCGUGCUGCGCCGGUCCCGUUCCCAUCGCGACGGGCCGCCUUGUGUGCCGGCUGGCUACCGCCGCUCCCGUUCCCAUCGCGACAGGCCGCGCUGUGUCCCGGCUGGACGUGCCGCUGCUCCCGGCCACCGCUCUCACUCCAGCCCGUCCGUCCCGAUGUUCCGACCCGGCGCCAUGAACGGGCUGGGGCCGCAGCGGGAGCUGGAGGAGGCCGCCGCCCUGGAGCGCCGGCGGCGGCGGGAGCUGCUGCGGCGGGGCCGCAUCUUCAACCCACGGAUCCGCACCAUAGGGAUUGAUAAAGAUGCAUUGGAUGCGCAGGUCAAGGAGAGAAAAAUUCAAGAAGCAGCUGAAAAAGCACAACAUGAAAGAUUUGCUCAUGACAUGAAGAAAAAUGACAAGCUCAUGUGUCUGCUAGAAGAACGACAGAAAAAUGAAAUUAAAGACAUGAAUAGGGCUCUCAUUGAAUUUCACAAGAAUUUUCAGAAGCCGGAAACAAGACGUGAAUUUGACCUGAAUGAUCCACAAGCCCUAAAGAAAGACAGACCUGCUCGAGUUUCAGAUGAUGAUCCUCGGUGUACUAUAUCUGGCAUGCAGAAGUUUAUGGGUGAAGACUUAAACUAUGAUCAGAGGAUGAAGUUUCAAAAGGAGCAGUUAAGGGAGUGGUCUCUUCAGCAACAGAAAGACUGGAAAAAUGCACUGGCUGACCAAAAAUUGGCAGAUGAUCUUUAUGACAAGUUUAGGAUUGAACUUGACCGAAAGAUUAUGGAAGAACAAAGAAAAGAAGAGGAAAGCAGGCGUGUUGUUUGUACAGCUACUAAAACUUUCAAUAGAAUCCAGGCUGCUGAACUAAAUCAUAAAAAUGAAUUGGAAAAGGCUCAAAAAAUAAAAGAUGACAUGGAUGAAAUUACCUGCCUCCUUCGAGGAGACUUCCUUUCUGAAAACCCUGACCAAGCAAUUGGUCCCUUGGGUAAACAUCAUGUGCUCGUGGAUCGGUGGAAGGGAAUGAAUCAAGAGCAGCUGAUGGAAAUUCGUCAAUUUCAAAAGGAACAAGCUCUGGAGAAACUGAGAGUCAAAGAGCAGGAGCGCCGAAGAGAUGCUGAAUGGGACAGGCAACGUCUACAGGCUGCAAGAGCCCAGUUGCUUUGGGAGCGGCACCAGCAGCGGCAGAAUCAGGUUCAGCGCCGAGAAUUAGAUGUCAUGAACGCAGAACUCUCUCAGGAGCAAAAAGCAAAGAACAUUUAUCUUAAGGAGGAAGAGUAUUCAAAUAUUCCAACAGAUGAGUAUUACGCACAGUUUAAUACAUCCACUCGGUAACGAUCGGGAUAAAUCAACCUGAACUAUACAGAAUUUCAGAUCCAGCUUACCACAGUUUGAUUUCCCCUCUGCUUCUGGCAUGGACCUUUGGAGGAGUUGAUGGCUUCCUUGAAAAGGUUAACUCUGCUACCUGAUACCUGGGGAAGAUUUUUACUUUAAGGUUUGGAUAAUGUUUAAUUUAGGUUACUUUUAUUUUUUUAAUAGUCUUUUUUUGCUUAGCUAGGGAUUUUUCACAUUUUCUGGCCAAUGAACUUAAAAAUAUCACUAUAUUAAAAAUAUCUUCCCAGGUUUUACUUUGCUUUAUAGGUGAGAGAGACAAAUGUAAGAAAGAAAAAACCGGUUCCUCUUACCCUCAUGUCAGUAGGAAGUUUAUCUUCUUCCGAAAAAGUACAAAUUCUUCAGUUUUAUCACUUAAUUAAAAGGUCAAAGAAAAUAAGUCUGCUGUUUACUUUGCUAUUUUACAAGAAGAGAUGACUGAGUUUCUAAGUUAUGAUAAUCUAAUGCAGUCUCUUUCUCUCACUUCUAAAGCUCAGAAAGGCCUAGUAAGAGUCUUGCAGAUGUUAGUGAGCUUUGAAGCAGAAGUGAGCAGGCACAAGUUCAGCUCUUUUCUUUUAAAACCUCAGAAAUCACUGCAAUUAACUUCACAAUAGCUAAUGAAAGACAGCUUUGAACUAAAAUUUAAUACUUCUACUACAGUUGAUUGCAUGGUACAAGAAAGAUGUUUAAAAUGUAUUUUCAACUUAACCAAAUGUGCUGAGACACAAAAUUUUCAGUUAAAAAAUGAAUAAACCAAUGGAACAUCAUAAAUCAAAAAGGAGAGAUCAGACCUUAUAAAAUAGUUUCUUAAUGAUAUUCUGGCUUAGAUUUAACCCUUCACUGCUUUUUUUCAUCUGUUCACUUAAGUAAAAUUAGUAUGUGAAUUGGAAUAAUCAAAACUAAACCUAUUUUAUUACUGAAUUUUAUAUUUGGUUGGGCAGAUGAUAUUCCAUUUGUAGUCAUUAACUUCUAUGAAAAUAAAAAUAUCUGCUGAAAGACUUAAAAUGUGUAUGUGUAAAGUUGUUAUAACUAAAGGUUUUGAAGGUUUUCACUGAGUAAAUUGCUGCUGUUAUUUUUGCAAGUUGCACAAGCAAGUAUUGAACAGAUUGGAAAUAGCCAUUACAGAUACUGAAAUCUGAUUAUAGAAUGGGAAAAAGUGCUAAUUUCCUUUUUUUAUUCUGUUUCAUAUCUCUGUGAGGAUCCUGAUAUUUCUCUUUUCAAGUCAAUUCUUUUUAGAACAUUUUCUCAGAAUCAGUUUUUAGUUCCUCAUUUUAAACCAAAGAUACUGUUUUGUAGCAAAUGCAAUUCAGAGGAUAUUAACCUCAAAACUUGGCAAUGUAGGCAGAUAUGAAUGAAUUUACAAAUGAACAAGGGAAACUAUUCAUAGACAAAUGGGCAUACAGAUUUCAAAAUCAGAAAAAAAAAGUUUCUGAAUGGGGAAAAAAAUCAAUUUCUAAAUUAAUAAACUACAUUUCACUAAUUUCCUGGGGUUUGUCCUGCAAGGGCAAAGUUAAGUUUUAUUUGUAGCUAUUACUGAAAUGUUACUAGUGUUUUCAACUAAACUGGUAUACUAAUGCUAAAAAACAAAUAAAAGCACCUAAUGAAGGAAGCUAGGUCAGUCCUGGUUUUCUUAUUGUAAUUAUUUUUUACAUUUGCUUCACAUAUUCUUCCACAUUUAUUUCCUGUGGAUACUGUGUGUAUUCCUAGUUCUGUAAUAUGAAACACCUGUACUUCAAAUUCUUAAAGUGGAGAAAUAUUCUGUAUGAAUUAGGGAGAAAUUCAUGUUAAGUCUGUUCCAGUGAAUUUUAUGUGUCAUUUCUGUCAUACCUUGUUGCAAUUAUUAAUGAAGUCAAAUGCUUUUCAGAUGACAGCAUGUGGAACCAGGGAAAAUUUGAUAUCUCGUAGACAUUCUACUCAGUUAAAGGCUGAUGAUACAAUGGGACUAUGAGGAAUACUUCAGGUGAUCAUUUAAUCAGGAUAGAUACUGCUUUUUGAAGGCAGAAUUUUAUCUAAAUAUGAUUUUGUAAAAUGUUUGGCUUAGCUUACUGGCUUUAGUUAACUUCAUUAAAUUGAUUAUUAUAACUCUUCUAUUGCCACAGAUAUGUCUAUGUAUGUAUGUAUAUCUGUGUCCAUUCUUGCAUGAACUUUAAAAUUAUUUUAUAGGACUUCAGCAUACUUUCUAUUGGCUUAAAUACUUUUCCAAU